GGGGCGGGGGCCGGGGCGGGGAGUGGGGGUGGGGCGGGGGGGGGGAGGCGGCGGGGCCGGGACUCCAUUUGCCGCGGCGGGAGGCUUCGCUUCCCUCAGAGCAGCGACGCGGGCGCCGCCGGCCUCGUCUGUUGCCGCGGGUGCCGGGCGAGAGGAGCACGGAAGGAGCCAUGGCUCUGGACGGGAUAAGGAUGCCAGAUGGCUGCUACGCGGACGGAACGUGGGAACUGAGCGUCCAUGUCACGGACUUGAACCGUGAUGUCACCCUGAGAGUGACCGGAGAGGUGCACAUCGGAGGGGUGAUGCUGAAGUUGGUGGAGAAACUCGAUGUAAAAAAGGAUUGGUCUGACCAUGCUCUCUGGUGGGAAAAGAAGAGAACUUGGCUGCUUAAGACUCACUGGACCUUGGAUAAGUAUGGCAUCCAGGCAGACGCCAAGCUUGAGUUCACGCCCCAGCACAAGCUGCUCCGGCUACAGCUUCCCAACAUGAAAUACGUGAAGGUGAAAGUGAACUUCUCUGACCGAGUCUUCAAAGCUGUGUCGGACAUCUGCAAGACUUUCAAUAUAAGACACCCUGAAGAACUCUCUCUCUUAAAAAAACCCAGAGAUCCCACAAAGAAGAAAAAGAAAAAGCUAGAUGACCAGUCUGAAGAUGAAGCGCUCGAGUUGGAAGGACCGCUUAUCACUCCUGGAUCAGGCAUCGAUGUUCUUUACAUUGGCCCUCUGAAAGGAGGCAUAUACUCCAGCCCUGGACUUUACAGCAAAACAAUGACGCCCACUUACGACGCUCAUGAUGGAAGCCCCUUGUCACCAACUUCUGCCUGGUUUGGCGACAGUGCUCUGUCAGAAGGCAAUCCCGGGAUACUUGCUGUCAGUCAGCCGGUAACAUCGCCAGAAAUACUGGCAAAGAUGUUCAAGCCUCAAGCUCUUCUUGAUAAAGCAAAAACGAACCAAGGGUGGCUUGAUUCCUCGAGAUCGCUAAUGGAGCAGGAUGUGAAGGAAAAUGAGGCCUUGCUACUCCGGUUCAAGUACUACAGCUUUUUUGAUUUGAAUCCAAAGUACGAUGCUAUCAGAAUCAAUCAACUUUAUGAGCAGGCCAAGUGGGCUCUUCUCCUGGAAGAGAUUGAAUGCACCGAGGAGGAGAUGAUGAUGUUUGCAGCCUUGCAGUAUCAUAUCAAUAAGCUGUCAAUCAUGACGUCAGAAAACCAUCUGAACAACAGUGACAAAGACGUGGAUGAAGUUGAUGCUGCCCUUUCUGAUCUGGAGAUCACUUUGGAAGGCGGGAAAACAUCAACAAUUCUGGGUGACAUUACUUCAAUUCCAGAACUUGCUGACUAUAUUAAAGUUUUCAAGCCUAAAAAGCUGACUUUAAAAGGGUACAAGCAGUACUGGUGCACGUUCAAAGACACAUCCAUCUCCUGCUAUAAGAGCCGAGAAGAGUCCAGUGGUACACCUGCUCAUCAGAUGAAUCUCAGAGGAUGUGAAGUUACCCCAGAUGUAAACAUUUCGGGCCAAAAAUUUAACAUAAAACUCCUAAUUCCAGUUGCAGAGGGCAUGAAUGAAAUUUGGCUUCGUUGUGAUAAUGAGAAGCAAUACGCACACUGGAUGGCAGCCUGCAGAUUAGCUUCCAAAGGCAAGACCAUGGCGGACAGUUCCUAUAAUUUAGAGGUUCAGAACAUCCUUUCCUUCCUGAAGAUGCAGCAUCUUAACCCAGAUCCCCAGCUAAUUCCAGAGCAGAUCACAACUGACAUCAAUCCCGAGUGCCUGGUAUCCCCUCGCUACCUAAAAAAGUAUAAGAACAAACAGAUAACAGCAAGAAUCUUGGAGGCCCAUCAGAAUGUAGCCCAGAUGAGUCUGAUUGAAGCCAAGAUGAGAUUCAUUCAAGCUUGGCAGUCUCUGCCUGAGUUUGGCAUCACACACUUCAUCGCGAGAUUUCAAGGUGGCAAGAGAGAAGAACUUAUUGGAAUUGCAUACAACAGAUUGAUUCGGAUGGAUGCCAGCACGGGAGAUGCCAUCAAAACAUGGCGGUUCAGCAACAUGAAGCAGUGGAAUGUCAACUGGGAGAUCAAAAUGGUCACCGUGGAGUUUGCAGAUGAGGUCCGGUUGUCCUUCAUCUGUACUGAAGUAGACUGCAAGGUGGUCCAUGAGUUCAUUGGUGGUUACAUAUUUCUCUCAACUCGGGCCAAAGACCAGAAUGAGAGCUUAGAUGAGGAGAUGUUCUACAAACUCACCAGUGGUUGGGUGUGAACAGGAAACUGUGUAAAGAAACUGCACAGCCAUAACAAUAUUUAACUUUAAAGCUAUUGUUUCUUAUAUGCUGCUUAAUAAAGUAAGCCUGAAAUUUAUCAUUUUAUCAUGAAAACUCUUUGCCUUAUCAGACCGGUUAAUGUGUACACUAACAAGCAUGGUUAUUAACCUGCUACCAUGAUGCAGUAUGUGGACUGUGGAAUGUAGACGUUCCCUAGGGCCACACAUUGAAAUCUGAAGCAGGGGGUGAAUCGGGAACCAGCUGUUGCUGAUUGACACUAGCCAAACCAAGAAACAAGCCAUCUACUACCAGGUUACCCAGGGUGUAACCUAUAUGAAGUCUAUUUAUCAUGUAUAAUGCAUGUGUUUAAUGUAUGUCUAAUUUGAUGCCCUCUUUUUAAAUACCUUACUUCUGGUAGCUGGUUAGCCCCUCUCCUAAUAUAAAAUCGGGUCUGCAGCAGAUGCUUGGUGUUCAGUGACACCGUUGACCUUGAAGGGAGCGCUAUUGAUCUGUUCUCCUUGAAGAAGCAUGUUGUAUGUUGUUUCAAGCAUGUUGUAUGUUGUUUCGUGUUUACUUUGCACCAGACUGUAUUACAACACUCUUAGUAUUCACCAGCAUAUUCACUGUCUGCUAAAAUAUGCGACCUUUGUGUUCCGAUAUGAAGAAAGUUCUAUGAAGUAUGCAUUUUGUGUAACUAAUGUACAAACACAAAUUUUAUAAAAUUGUACAGUUUUUUUUAAAAACUAUUCACAUCUAGGAAAUGGCUUAAAUGUAGCAUCCUCGCAUUAAUUAAAUGCUCUUAAAGUAUAUAAUGAAUAUGCAGUUUUAGUAUCUGCUAAAUUAAGAAUGCCUUCAUGAUGGUCAUGACUUGCCGUGAUGUCCUUAACUUUACCGCCUGCACUGGCUCUGUUCCGGUCGCUGCGCUGUUACAGUCUGCAUUGGUGCUAGCUAGAAAACUCCUAGCUCACGAGCCCAGAGGGUGCCAGGGAGGGUGGACCUACCAGUAUUUUCUGAUAAUCCAUGAUUUAAAGACUGUAUAAAUGCAAUUUAUUUUAAAUAAAAGCAAAACCUUUUAUUUAA
Messenger RNA from Alexandromys fortis (reed vole), 3327 nucleotides. RefSeq names its product FERM domain containing kindlin 2 (gene Fermt2). The transcript has 16 exons. Lineage: Eukaryota; Metazoa; Chordata; Mammalia; Rodentia; Cricetidae. The record is from RefSeq and is a predicted model, not a curated record. Gene Ontology annotation, biological process: cell-matrix adhesion; integrin-mediated signaling pathway. Gene Ontology annotation, molecular function: integrin binding. The coding region runs from base 171 to 2246 and encodes 691 amino acids. Gene Ontology annotation, cellular component: extrinsic component of cytoplasmic side of plasma membrane; focal adhesion.